AUGAUAGUGGUUGAGAAGGUGCUUGUGAUAGGUGCUGUCAUUGCCGCGGCCCAAGCUGGACUUUUGGGUCUUGGGCAUGGAGGAUACGGACAACAUGGUCCGCAACACGGUGGAUACAACUACAAUGGUGCACAUGGAGUGCCUGCAUUUUCUGGAGCAUACCCUGGACAAUUUGCCCAUCCUGGACCACAAGCCAAUCCAUGGGCAUUUAACAGUCCCUUAGCAGGUCACACAGCACCUUUGGGCCACGCCUCACCUCUAAAUCACGCUGCUUAUCCAGGUGCACCAAAUGGUGGCCUCAACGGCCCUCUUGGUCACGGUAAUACCUUUGGCCGUGCUAUUUCGCACGUUGAUAGAACUGAUAUCAUACAAGCUUCCCCAAUCGGUCAUGCUAAUGCUGCCCAUUUAGCGCAUCCAGGUUUAGCUCACCAAGCAGCUCUUUCGCCUGCCAUGAAUUUAGCUCCUAACGCCCUCUCUCACGUUUCAAAUGUAAUUCAUCCAGCUUCAGCAAUUCAUUCUAGACCCUUAGCCCAUAUUCCUAAUGCUCCCUUAGGACACAUUCCCAAUGCCGCUCCAUUGGGACACGUUGCACCUUUAGCUCAAGCUGGUGCCUUCCCUCAUGUCGGUCCUCUAGCAAAUGCCGGACCUUUUGCUCACACUGCUGCGUUAGCCCACGGUGCUCCUUUACCCCACCCUGGCGCUGGACCUCUGGCUUACCCUGGACCUCAUGUGGCUCCCUCAGGCUAUCUACCACCAUUGACCCACAACUCACCUUUAGCCCCUGUAGCUCCACUAGCUCACUCUACUUUAGCCCAUCCUGCAUCUCUUUCAAAUGGUCUUGGCGGAUAUGCAAGACAGUAUGCCGGUGCCGAAAACUAUCACUCAUACCCUAAGUACCAAUACUCAUACUCCGUCCAGGACCCCAACACUGGAGACAAUAAAGCGCAACAUGAGACCCGUGAUGGUGAUGUUGUUAAAGGGGAAUACUCUUUAGUUCAACCUGACGGUUCUUAUAGAAAAGUAUCCUACGCUGCUGAUGACCACAAUGGUUUCAAUGCGGUUGUACAGAACUCAGGACCUAGUCAUCAUGUCUACUCUUCACAACGUCAUCAAAAAUGGUAG
This is a messenger RNA of Pieris macdunnoughi, 1122 nucleotides long. NCBI's taxonomy places the organism in Eukaryota, Metazoa, Arthropoda, Insecta, Lepidoptera, Pieridae. The record is from the annotation of a GenBank genome assembly.